Molecule: messenger RNA, 5006 nt
Organism: Ixodes scapularis (black-legged tick)
Lineage: Eukaryota; Metazoa; Arthropoda; Arachnida; Ixodida; Ixodidae
Gene: Sras
Product: CAAX prenyl protease 2
Exons: 8
Coding region: 84-1016 (310 amino acids)
Biological process (GO): CAAX-box protein processing
Cellular component (GO): endoplasmic reticulum membrane
Molecular function (GO): metalloendopeptidase activity
Source: RefSeq, a predicted model, not a curated record
AGGGAGACAACUCGAAACAAGUAUGGCGGCGUCCUGUGCGCCUGGUUUGGUGAUCGGUCAGCGGCGGCGACCAGCAUGAGACGAUGGCCCAGGCGGCCGAUCUUUCUGGGGGCAGCUGCUGCAAGCCCAUUCUGUGGGCCUUCAUGCUGGCUCUCACCUACGUGGGCAGCCUCUACAUCUGGAGGACCAAGGAACACAGGGACCACCCAUCCACGAUCAAGAAGAGAUUCGUGAGCGUGUUUGCAAUCAUCUGCAUCUCCCCGCUCUUCGUGGUAUUCGGGGCAGACUUGGCCUACUUUAAAAAGGGCAUGACCAUUCCGGCCCUGCUGGGAUUGCGCCUGGAGGGUCUCGCGCAAGCCGUGCUCUUGCCCUUGGUCCUGACGAUGGUCCUCUUUACCGGGCCGCUAGUCCUACACUACUUCGACGGCAUCUGGAGUCUGUACAUAGGCAAGUCCUCGCCCUCCGCGGUCUGCAAACCGUCGGCGUGUCCGAGCUGCCACGACCCUUGUCUUGCAGAGCCACGCUACUGGUACUCCAAUCUUAAGAACCUCAUCUGGCUAAGGAACCACAUUGUGGCUCCCUUGUCGGAGGAGUUCACGUUCCGUGCCUGCAUGCUGCCUCUGCUGGUGCCUUGCCUGGGCCAGCGGGCGGCCAUCUUGAUCUGCCCCCUCUUCUUCGGCGUGGCCCAUUUCCACCACCUGACUGAGAAGCUUGCCAGGACGUCCAGCGUCAAGUUAGCUGUGAUGCGAUCGGUGUUCCAGUUUGGGUACACAACCAUCUUUGGUGCCUACUCUGUCUACCUGUUUCUCAGGACAGGACACUUUGUGGCUCCGUUCGUGGCUCACGCCUUCUGCAACCACAUGGGGUUCCCCGACAUGUCGGAGGUGUUCGGCUACAAGCAGCCCCGUCUGUCCCUGUUACUCCUGGCGUUCCUCGGUGGCCUGGUGGCGUGGGCCUCCUUGCUGGAGCCACUCACCCAACCGGACAUCUACCAUAAUAGCCUGUACGCCUCGUGACAGCACCAUUCACGACGUUGAAGGGCAGUCAGCAGUGAGAUCAAAUAUGGCGCCUCUCCUUGUCAGCGGCUCUCCCUAGCUGCUGAAGUCUCGCUCCAGAAUUAGGCCUCGGUUGAAGCGACGAUUGCGGCCCACCUGACGGUUUCUUGAGAGAGAGCUUCUUCAUAAUGUUGCCCAGUUGUGAAUGCAUCACGUCUGUGUGCCUGGGGCAACCUUGGGGGUUCCUUCGAAAUUGCUGUGGCCUAUGGGAACUUGUUCUAUGUGAUUGUUGUCUUGCGGGCUGUGGUUGCUCGAGUAAUAGAAUCUUGAUGUUGCAGCUUGUUUGUUUAUAGUUCUGUCUGGGUUUCGAGGCCUCAUUGAAAAACACCGUACGCAUCCCUACAGCACAUAUCCUGUAAUACCAUUUGAAAGAACCAUAUGAUAUAUAUGCAUUUUCCUCAGUGAAGAACACACGGGCCAUGGUGACCUAACAUACCCUGUCAGAUGGCAUAUAAAUGACUUUAUUUUUUUCUGCCUGUUUUUCAUCAUCUUCAAAUUAUCAAUAUUUUAUUGAAAAGAAAUGGGACACACAGCCCCUACAAAUUUUUUUUUGUGUGUUUUACGUGUAUAAAGUAAGGGCAAUCUUAUAAAAUCACAUAAAACUGCGAGGUCUGGUGGCAAAACUGUUUCAUUUAAAGACUUUUCUUCAUAUGGGCACUUCGUAGGGUAUUAUGGGAGGCAGGUCGUACGGGUGCAUAUGGUUUUCUCGGUAGGUGGGCCCGGCUAGAGAGUAGCUCAGCGUGAAGUUGGUAAUCCCAAUAAUGCCACCAAGGAAAGCUGCAAGAGGGGUAAAGUAUAGAAAACUGGAAUAAACCUGCAGUUUUGACAAGUGGAGCUCACUAAGUGCUUGGAGAGGCAGUAGGACAGGAUUAAGGGUAAAGGGAGGAAUGGGAGAGUCUUAGCAGAGCUCUAGCACAGGCUACCAUGGGCACGGUAGUGCUCAGGGCGCACGCUUGAGGGCAUGCCGUGAAAUUGCAGUGUGAUCCCCCGGUAGCAAUGCCGCUUGGGUGGGAUAGUGCUAUGCCGAAACCCCACAGUCAUCUCGGUAAUGGAGACCCCCUUAGUAUGGAUACCCCACUAUGUGGAAAACAUAUUCGGGGACAAAAUGGGUAAAUACGUGCACUGUUGUCUUGCUAUUAUGAGCAACUUGCAUUAUGAAUGCUGUGGGGGGGGGGGGGGGGGGGGAGGGAAGGGGGGUAGUAAUGGAGGUGUAAAUAUUAACGAGACAUCCCUGUAUUGACUCGAACGACCCCAGCACAUGGGCCCAUGGCCAUCUCCCGCUGGUCGAGUGGUUACUUGGGCUGGAGCUCUGGAUUUGGAGAAAUGAAUGAACAUUAAGGCUAGUUCAGACAUUUGUGAUCGACUGUGACAUUUGUCAUUUGUGACACUUGUGAUCAACUGUGAGGCUAGAGCUCUGGGUUCGAAGAAAUGAAGGAACGUUGAGGCUAGUUCAGACAUCUGUGAUCGACUGCGACAUUUGUCAUUUGUGGCACUUGUGAUCAACCGUGUUAUGACUCUUUGCGUUCCAAUACGACACCCUGCAUGAACCUGCAUCGUCGUAGCAACCAUCUGGUCGUAAGCAGUCACGACAGGUCAUAACUCGGUCGGUCAAGCUCUAGCACAAAUCUCUGAACCAGCCUAUGGGGUGCGGGAAGAAACACCACUAUGGCUGCGUCGUUGAUACUUGUCAUCUAAUUCACCUUAAGGCAUCCGCAAGAAAGCGUGACAGCACAUCUGUGAUUCAGAUAGACCAUACCGGAUCCUUGCACGGAAGAAUGGAGUUGAACCACGCAGGGGAAUUUAAACGAUAUACACUAGUAGGACAGUUGCAGAAUGUUUAUCGGAUGUCCCUCUGGUGUAUGUGGCCAACUGUAUAGCUCUUCUAAAACCGCAAGCUUCGCGUUGUGAACACACAAACCUUGUAAGAGGUGUUAAUUUUGUCAGUUAAUUUCGUGUGGUUCUUCUGUAUUGCCGCAGAAAGACUAGCUUUAAAGGACAUAUGCAAAGGUAAAAUUCUUUCUUAAACAGCCUGCAUGGAAAAAGGUAGUCAUAAAAUGAAUUUACAACGUAAGAAAAAAUAUUUUAGAGUAUGUUUAUGGUACGAAACAAAUCUGUAGCGGGAGUCCUCAGAAAAGUGGCUGCUAGCAGUCACGUGACUGUGCACUUGCGCUUUUUUGAGAGCUUCCUAUGGGCUCUAAAGUUUACUUAAUAAUCUUCAGUUGUUUUUUUUGUGCACUUAUAACAAAGACUAAUAACUAACUUUUAGAGCUCAUAAGAAGCUCCCGAAAGAGCGGAAGCACCGCUGACUAGUGGCUGGUCACAUGACUGCUAGUCGCCACUUCUCAGCAAGCUCCCACGGGCACCAACUACAAAUUCCUUUUUUUCUUUUCGUUGUAAAUUUAUUUUAUGGCAUUCUUUUUCCAUCCAGACUUUAAAAAAAAUUUUGCGUCGGGAGUUUUCUGACAUUUUCAAUAUUUAUUUGGUAGUGACUUCCUACGAGAGGAAUUGGCGCACUCUUCAUAGAUGAUUUUUUUUAGUUUGCAGUUCAAAGUCGUGGACGAGAAAUUUGGGCUUAAACUGCACUCGUGCUCUUGUGGCACGAGACAUAAACACCUUACCCAUGCUUGGCGCUUCAACUGCUGCACAAUGUGUCCCCAAAAAAGGUUUAUGGUCUUUUUUUUUUCCACCGCAACAAUAAACUAUGGAUCACCCGAAGCUCAGUCUCCGCCCAAACGUAGCGAUAGCAGCCCGAACAAGAUGCCAAGGUUUCAUAGCUGGCCAUUAUCCAAUUAAAAAAUUGUAAAUCCAUUUUCGGAAAUUUUUGAUAAGAGAUGAAUGAAGUAAGCUGCCCAUUUUUCCAGUGGAAGAUUAAGAAAAUCACUCGUAACUUUUGAAUAAGGUAACAACAAGCCCAUAACUAUUGGGCAUAGUCUCGUCCGGACCAGUGCCACCUUUGGGAGGAGAAUGGGCGUCGGGUGGGGGUAUCGGUGGCCGACCGUGCACCAUAACUCGGAGCGCGUAUAGCGAAAGAUCGCGCUGCAGAACUCGGGGAUCCUGGCUUCAAUCCUCAGCCCUUUACGUUUCAAUCUGCAUGAGAAUCGCACUGGCGUGCGGUCGUGCAUCACUACUGCGUGGUGCGCAUCAACGACCCCAGGCUAGGAGCAGCGGCAUUGGAGAGUUUUAGUGGAUCAUUCUGAUGGCUCCGAUAACAAAACCCGAUACUCCCCCACCGCCUUUGUGCGUGUAUCGUAUCGUUAUCGGAGGUAUCGGAACGAUCUGCUGAAACUUUCUACUGCAACGACUAAAUUUCUCAACUUACAGCGCAUGCCAGUGUGGCCGUACGUACCUCAAAGGCAGACCAACCUUACGCCGUCUAACCAUAAAUGUCAAAUGUGGUUUAGGUUUGCGGACACUGGGCAAUGCAUAAUUUCUUUUUGCGGUGAAAAAAAUGUUUUUUUUUUCUUUUUGGGAACAUUUCUGUGAUCUUGAACGAGUGGACUCAAAACGUGGUCUGUUGGCGUUAUUUGAGUUCCGAGCAUUCAUCUAAACCAGAAGCCACGUUGCCUUUUAACACCUUUGCUCGUGAGUGCGUGCAAUUAUUUAUUUGUGCGGAGCAGAGUCAUGGUUGUGCGAUGCGGUAACUUUUUUUUUUUUUUUUUUUUGUGUGUCGGACCCCGCCGCUUUGUUGGGGAAGAUGUGCCAUGGACGAACUCUGAGAAACUAAGGAAUAGAGCCGUGCCAUUGUGCACCCAGGUCAAACUCCCUGUUUUCCCCUGCUUAGAAGUUUGUCUUCUCUUGGCAUACUAGUUCUUUUUCAAUGUCCAAGAACCCAUACUCGAUAUUUUCACACCUGUAUAUGCCCAAAAUACCCCUUUCUUUUUUUUUUUCUUUUUUAUUUCACCCAAAACUUUACGUGUUCAGAGCGCAUGAAUAAAUAUUUAUUUGCCGAGU